AUGUUUUUCUUAUUAUUCUUUCUGCAUUAUUAUUAUUAUUAUUAUUACUUGAUUGUUUUUGAUGUUGUGUUUUUGCUUUUGGUGCGAAUAGCAAGGUGGAUGUCGGCACUGGAGGAACAUGCCUUUUUGGAGUUACUCAGGCAAAUUGAAAAGGAAAGAUAUGCCCCAAAUCUUGGAGAGCGAGCCAUUCUUUGUCGUACGUUGAAUAGUGCAUUCAACCCUAUUGGAAUGUACUUUGCAUCGGUUGGCGCCCUUUGCGGUCUUAUUGGCGCCAAUCAUACGCAACGGCUCUUCUGGAGAAUGUUUGGUAUGUUAAUGGGAUCAAUGUAUUCCUUUGAAGCCUCGUGGGCAUUUCAAGAGCGGCAGCCGUGCUUUAGUUUCUUUAACGACAUUCGAUCGGUGGAUGGGCAGCUGAGAGAAAAGGCAAGCGAGUACCACUUGGUGGUACACCUGCAAAGCGAUCACCGACGGCCUUUCCAGGUCCUCUUUGAUUUUUUUACAUUCGACAAAACAUCAAAAUGGCUGAUUUCAUCUCGUUCCAUUUCUGUGGAUCCAGCGUUGUGGCUUCCUCAUUUUAGAAUGGAGUGGUUCGAGGGGUUGCCGUUGGACCCACUGACUAUUUGGUACUGGGGGUUUGCGUUGUCUUAUUACAAACCAAAAAUAAGAUGA
Messenger RNA from Trypanosoma cruzi, 669 nucleotides. RefSeq lists its product as uncharacterized. NCBI's taxonomy places the organism in Eukaryota, Euglenozoa, Kinetoplastea, Trypanosomatida, Trypanosomatidae. The record is from RefSeq and is a predicted model, not a curated record. The coding region runs from base 1 to 669 and encodes 222 amino acids. The transcript has a single exon.